UGAGGAGGAAAUCAAACUUGCUCACUACAUAUUUGCAGCUGACCUUCCGCUGAAAGAGGUCCUAGUCGAUACCAUGAUGAAAUCCUAUACGCGAAAGGCGCUAUGGUCCCUCUGCCCUAACUCCAAUGUUGAUGCUGAUGUAACUACAGCAAUGACUUGCCACUUGACCCUGGACGAAAUUACGAGAGAUGCUGGCCGUGGGAGAAGAGUAUGUUUUCUGCCUUCUGAACUGCAGGAAAUGGUACUUAACUAUGGCAUGACACCGAAAAAAGCUUUAGAGUGUUACGGUACAAAGUUUCUCACAACAGCUCACACCUGCAGAAAGUUGUGUCUGCCAAUGAAGGAUAUCAUGCAU
Messenger RNA from Linum tenue, 355 nucleotides. Lineage: Eukaryota; Viridiplantae; Streptophyta; Magnoliopsida; Malpighiales; Linaceae. The record is from the annotation of a GenBank genome assembly.